Molecule: messenger RNA, 653 nt
Organism: Nymphaea colorata (pocket water lily)
Lineage: Eukaryota; Viridiplantae; Streptophyta; Magnoliopsida; Nymphaeales; Nymphaeaceae
Exons: 2
Coding region: 25-333 (102 amino acids)
Source: RefSeq, a predicted model, not a curated record
AAAACCAACCUGGCAAUUUCGUGAAUGGGCUUGGUUGAGGAGGGAUUAGGUGCUGACAGGAAGGCAAAAACCAAUAUCGCAGGUACAUCAGUGAGAGCGCCCUUCCUCAUCCAGUCAAUACCAACGACGCUGUCCAAUCGAAGCACACGCCAAUGGCGGCGGUACUGCGAACAGUCGGACGUCUCCUUCGAAACCCAUCUCCGUUUAAUGCUGCCCAUCGUCGCCAACUGCCUCUGCGGCUCAGUUUCGACAGAGGGGUUGCCUCCAAGGUAUUCGUUGGAGCUUGGUAACGAAAGCUCAAAGCUAUGGCAAGAAAAUUCUGAUGCUAAUUAACGAUGAGGAGUGGAGGCAUGAGAUGGAGGAGUUCUUUUUCAUCAAACUUCGCACCAAUGCUGAUCAUCACGAGGUCAGGAUACGAGCUUAUAAUUUCCAGAUAUCAAAAAGGUGGCCUGUGGCUGAGGCUGUCCAUCUUUUUGUAUAGAUUAUCCGAGAAAUCGUUCUGUAAAUUUUGGGACAUCCCGGAAGGCGAUUGGGACCCUUUCAAUGAACCAGUGGGGAUGGAUUAGGGACCUUUCGGGUCCCAAUUUUUGUCUGUGUAUCCUUUGUCCCCGUCUCAUGUCUUGUGAAACACGAGGUGCAGAUGGCAAAGGAUA